CAGCGGCCCAUGCGGGCUUUUUAUUAAGGUGGAUGUAAGAGUUGGUCUUGCUCUCUUCUGGGUGACGCGGAUUGGAAAGGCUUCCUCAUUACUGACACCAAAGUUUUUUUUUGUGCACAUUCUGAAAGUGCCAAUACAUUGAAUCCACCCCAGAGAGGAGCCAUGAAGUGGACCUGGGUGUUUGUGGCAGUUUUGUUGUCCUUUGUGGGGCUCUCACUGGGCAAAGACAGCUUGGAUUUCCCCGAGUAUGACGGCAAGGACAGAGUCCACGACCUCCACCUCAAGAACUAUAAGUCUGUGAUGAAGAAGUAUGAUGUCAUGGUGGUCUACUACCAUGACCAUCCCGGAUCCGGCCGCGUCGCCCAGAAACAGUUUGAGAUUGAGGAGUUGUCCCUUGAGCUUGCAGCCCAGGUCCUCGAGGAGUUUGAUGAUGAGGACAUUGGAGUUGGUCUCAUUGAUGCAAAGAUUGACAAGGCUUUGGCUAAGAAACUGGGCCUGGAAGAGUCGGACAGCAUCUUCAUCUUCACAGACGACGAGGUUAUCGAGUACGAUGGUGAACUGGCGGCAGACACUCUUGUGGAGUUCGUCUUUGAUCUCCUUGAAGAUCCCGUGGAAAUUAUUGACAACAGUAGGGAACUGAAGGGCUUUGAGAACAUCGAAGAGGACAUCAAAUUGGUGGGCUACUUUAAGAGUCACAAAUCAGAACAUUUUGAGGCUUUUGUCGAUGCUGCCGAAGAGUUCCAUCCUCACAUGAAGUUCUACGCAACGUUCAAUGCCAAGAUUGGCAAGGCUUUGGUCCUCAAGCUUAACGAGGUGGACUUUUAUGAGCCUUUUCAUGAUGAUCCCGUCGUGAUCCCAGGAAAACCCUACACCAAGGAAGAGUUAGUGAAAUUCAUCGAAGACAAUGACAGGCCAACUCUAAGGAAGCUGCAGCCCCACAACAUGUAUGAAAUCUGGGAUGACCAUGUUGAUGGCGAACACAUCAUUGCUUUUGCUGAGGAAUCUGAUCCAGAUGGCUUUGAAUUCUUGGAGAUCCUGAAGGAAGUUGCUGAGGACAACACAGAACAUCCUCAUCUCAGUAUUGUCUGGAUUGAUCCCGAUGACUUCCCCUUGCUUGUGCCUCACUGGGAGAAGAUUUUUGGAAUCGACCUGUCCAGCCCACAGAUUGGUGUUGUGGAAGCUGAUGAUGCUGACAGCGUGUGGAUGGAUAUGGACGAUGACGAUGACAUGCCGUCCACCGAUGAACUGGAGGACUGGAUUGAAGAUGUUCUGUCAGGAGAAAUUGAUCCUGAUAAUGAUGAUGACGAUGAUGAUGAUGACGAUGACGAUGAUGAUGAUGACGAUGAUGACGACGACGAUGAUGAUGAUGAUGACGAUGAUGAUGAUGACGAUGAUGAUGAUGAUGACGACGACGAUGAUGAUGAUGAUGACGAUGAUGACGAUGACGACGACGACGAUGAUUAUUAAUCAAUUAGGACAUAAUGUAUCUAAAUCUGACCAAGGCAGUUUAAAGUGCUAAUAUGAACGGCAAGUACAUCUCCUUCAUUUGUUUUCAUCUCAUCUCUUCGUCAUCUCAACCAAAUUCCAUAAUUGUCCCCAAUUUAUUGCCCUGCACAAUUCAUUCAUUCGUGUAACUUUGGUAAAGAAAAAAAAUCAAAUCUAGUACUGCUAGUACUUUUAAUAUGAUUAAGGUUGGUGUUCUACUAAGUACUGGAGGGAUGCAGUAUUGUACUGGAUCAUAUUGAAUAUAUGUUCACUAUUUUUCUUGUUUUCCUCAGUGCAAAAAUGCAAAAAAGUCAAAUCUGAAGGUGCUAGCAGCUUUUUCCACAUAGGUGUUUAUGUGUCAUCAGCAUAUUCUGCCAAAUCAUUGUAACGCUGUACAUCGAUAGAUGUUUUCUAUGACAAUGAAGUAUAACAACCACCAUAUUUUAUUUUUGUAACAAGAGAAAUUACUUACUGUGAAGUCUUAAAUAAAUGACAAGAUUUGGACAGAAACACCAA
Messenger RNA from Syngnathus acus (greater pipefish), 2001 nucleotides. Its product is annotated as calsequestrin-1-like. Gene Ontology annotation, biological process: regulation of skeletal muscle contraction by regulation of release of sequestered calcium ion. The coding region runs from base 163 to 1467 and encodes 434 amino acids. The transcript is spliced from 11 exons. Gene Ontology annotation, cellular component: sarcoplasmic reticulum lumen. The record is from RefSeq and is a predicted model, not a curated record. Gene Ontology annotation, molecular function: calcium ion binding. Lineage: Eukaryota; Metazoa; Chordata; Actinopteri; Syngnathiformes; Syngnathidae.